Molecule: messenger RNA, 373 nt
Organism: Staurois parvus
Lineage: Eukaryota; Metazoa; Chordata; Amphibia; Anura; Ranidae
Source: the annotation of a GenBank genome assembly
CUAAAGGGCACUGAUAGGCAGCACUAAUGAGGUGUCACGGAUAGGCGGCACUAAUAUGCAGCACUGAUAGGCGGCACUGAUAGGGGACACUGAUGAUGGGUACUGAUAGACGGCACUGACUGGCAUCACUGCUGGGCACUGACUGGCGGCACUGACUGGCACAACCCCUGGGCACUGACUGGUGGCACUUACUGGCAGCACUGCUGGGCUGAUCUGGUGGAUGGCACUGGUGGGCAGCACUGGUGGGUGGGCACAGGUGGGUGGCACUGGUGGGCACAGGUGGGUGGGCACAGGUGGGUGGCACUGCUGGGCACAGGUAGGUGGCACUUCUGGGCACAGGUGUGUGACACUGCAGAGUGGCACAGGUGGGUGC